Molecule: messenger RNA, 2193 nt
Organism: Chenopodium quinoa (quinoa)
Lineage: Eukaryota; Viridiplantae; Streptophyta; Magnoliopsida; Caryophyllales; Amaranthaceae
Product: endoglucanase 8-like
Exons: 7
Coding region: 375-1883 (502 amino acids)
Biological process (GO): carbohydrate metabolic process
Molecular function (GO): hydrolase activity, hydrolyzing O-glycosyl compounds
Source: RefSeq, a predicted model, not a curated record
ACUUUGUUCUUGCAUUAAUAUUCUCCUAUAAGUUAUCAAAAAUGCACAAUUCUUAUAAUUUUCUAAUCAACGCAAUAACGCAACAUCCUCCUUUAUCACACAACCUUUGCAAGUCGCACAUUUAGCGCACCUCCCACGCCAAACUCCAAUUCUUUUAAUUUCUACCCUUUCAACUUGUUGUUUUUCAUAUCUAUCCCUUUCCCUUCACUCACUCUCUCCCUCUUUUACUCUUCCUAAGAAAACAGUGUUCGUUAAGACGUCGAGUUUAUACCUAUAUAUAUGCAAUGACUCGAAACUAUGAUCAAGCAUUGUAAUAUACGACUAAAGGGAGGAUACAUCAUUCUUAUUCAAAGAGAUCAAUCAAAACAACAAGGAUGAUGAAGAAAGUGGUUGGGAAGGUUGGGGUGGGGUUAGUUUUUAUGGGAAUUUUGUUGGCUGAGUUGGUGGGGAGCUCAACUGGUGCAAUACGUCAUGAUUAUGGAGAUGCAUUAUCAAAGAGUAUAUUGUUCUUUGAAGGCCAAAGGUCGGGAAAGCUGCCACCCUCUCAACGAAUGACUUGGCGCAAGGAUUCUGGUCUUCGCGAUAGCUUCCAAAAGAGUAUUGGAGAAUCCCAAAUUGGCAUAAAACACAUUGAUUUAGUAGGAGGCUAUUAUGAUGCUGGUGAUAAUAUCAAGUUCAACUUCCCUAUGGCAUUUACCACAACCAUGCUAGCUUGGAGUGUAGCCGAUUUUAAGCCCUUCAUGGGCACAGAGCUCCCACACGCCCUCGAGGCGAUCCAAUGGGCGACCGAUUACUUUUUAAAAUGCACUCGUAUGCCAGGGAUUGUAUUUGCUCAAGUCGGAGAAGGUUUCGCCGAUCACAACUGUUGGGAGAGGCCGGAGGACAUGGACACACCUCGAAACCCCUUCGCUGUUAGCAAAAAGUAUCCAGGGUCCGAAGUUUCUGCUGAGAUGGCUGCGGCCUUGGCUGCUUCUUCCAUUGUGCUAAGGUCUUCUAACCGGACUUAUGCUGCACGUCUUCUUAGCCGGGCUAAAACGGUUUUUGAAUUUGCAAAUACAUACCAAGGCUCAUACAAUGACACUCUUGGGCAUUGGGUCUGUUCAUUUUACUGCAGUUACAGUGGAUAUCAGGAUGAAUUGAUAUGGGCAGCAACUUGGCUAUACAGGGCAACAAAGUUACCUUAUUACUCAAAUUAUGUGCUAAAUAACAUCCACAAAAAUCGUGGUAACUUUGCUGAAUUUGGAUGGGAUACUAAGCAUGCUGGCAUUAACGUACUCGUUUCCAAGUUGGGAUUUGCUAAGCAUCUUCAACCUAAUCCAUUCGUUACCAAUGCUGAAAACUUCGUAUGCUCUGUGUUGCCUGAAUCUCCAACAACCAAAUCAGUCGCAUAUAGUCCAGGCGGACUCUUGUUCAAAGCAGGUGGAAGUAACAUGCAACAUACUACAGCUAUAUCAUUUUUACUUUUGGUUUAUGGUCGUUAUGCUAGUAGUUUAAAAAAGACCAUCCAAUGUGGAAAUGUAGUCGUCAAUCCCCCUAGACUCGCCCAAGUCGCUAAACGUCAGGUGGACUAUAUACUUGGAGGCAACCCGUUGAGUAUGUCUUACAUGGUAGGAUAUGGAAAAAAAUAUCCUCAAAGGAUACAUCAUCGAGGCUCAUCUUUGCCUUCCACUGAUGUGCACCCUGAGAAACUUGAAUGUCAAGGAGGAACUUCCUACUUCUUUAGUAGUAACCCUAACCCGAAUGUUUUGGUAGGUGCUGUUGUUGGAGGACCUGAUAUCAAUGACAAAUAUCCAGAUUCUCGAGCUGAUUUUCCUCAUUCUGAACCAGCUACUUACAUUAAUGCACCUCUUGUUGGUCUUUUAGCUUUUUAUAAAGCUCACUAAUUGAUAUGUGUGUAAUUUUUUCAAAUACAUAUUCUUUGUAUAUUAAUUCUUAAUUAAUCAUCGAUUUUUAUUUAGUUACAUUUGUAUCUUUUAGCUCCUUCAUUGUUGUAAAAUAGUUCAACUCUUACUUUCAAGAGCAAUGUAACGUAACAACUAACAAUCAUGUGACAUUGCAUUAACUUUUUUAUUAGUGAGGUGAUCAUACAUACUAUACAUAAUUACAUAGUUUAUAAAAUGAGCAAAGAUGGAGAUGAUUGUUAUUGAUAUACGAAGUACUAUUGAAUCUGAUCGAUCAAAUAAUUAUAUGGAA